AUGUAUGCGUGCAUGUAUAGAUGCAGAUUUAAGGACCUAGAAAACAUUAAAAUGCGACCCUGCCUAAGUUACAGACUACAUUUCCUUGAUGUUGUUAAUCAAAAUGUUGCAAGGGACAAAAGAAACUGGUAUAUGGAAUUUCUAAGUUUGUGGUGCAUCCAUUACCAAUGGUUUAAAGAUCCCUUCAAGUUAUGGAUUCAGUCUUCUGAAGGCCCAAUUUCAUUAUUUGGUUGUGUCGAUUGUGGAGAAUGUGUUGAAGAUGAAUGGUUUAUUGUGUGGAUGCUUUUGGAAAUUAGCAAACUAGAUCCAGGUGUUGUUAUUCGUGUUGUUGAUGAAGAUGGUGAAUUUCUCCUAAUCGAGUGUGCGAACCACUUACCGAGCUGGAUAAAUCCUGAAAACGCUGACAAUCGAGUAUGGUUGUAUCGUGGAGAAGUGAGUGUCAUCUGUAAAGACCGAAAAAUGAGAUUGCAAAUAAGUGAUGCUUUGAGUUCUUUCAAGAAUUCUGACAGCACCGAUUUUAUUGUAUCAAGUUCAAUCCAGUCUGCUAUUCAGCGAAAAAUAUUCAGGUAUCCUGGUUCUAUCAAAACAGCACAUUUGGCUCAUGUUACCGUACCUUACACAGUUGCAGCUGUUUUUACAGCCUUUGGUUCAAAGCAGAUAGUUAAUUCGGCUAUAGAUAUACUUGCGGACAAAAUUUCUGACUGUUCUGGUUUGAAGUCAUGGUUGAAAUUGUUCAACGAAAACCUAACUAUUUUUGCAGACCACUGCAUUAAUAAAGGUGGUGGUCGUAAACCUAUGUGGCCGAAAUUAUCGGAAUUAUCAAAAUCUUAUUUAACAAUCCCUAUUUGGUUCAACAAAGUUCGUUACGCGAAAUUGCGUUCAUUGCGGACACCAGCAGGACUAGUGCAGUUUCAAAGUAACAGUACCGCUUCUGGUCGCUUAGCUGCAGAACUUGGAUUAAAAUUGUGUGUUGGGCUUGAUCUUUUGCUGAACCAUGUCCGUUCACAUACAAAAAAUUCGAACUUCUCACCAUAUUUUAUGGUUUCUGGUGAAGCUGAGGGAGGAUGGCAUAAAUUUAUGGAGAGACUGACCAAUAGUGGUUACUUUCAGGAUGUUUUAGAAGGAUCAUGGCUGCACAAAGAACUUCAGCAUAAAGCUGAAUGUCAUUUUCUCGACUGUCUUUCAGAAAAGUCUUGUGAACCACCGGCUCACUUGGUUUAUAGUGAUUCCGAUGAUGCCUUAUGCACUAUACGGACAGAUAGCUUACUUGACGAACAUAGUCACCUUAUAUUCUCCAUUUUGAAUUACAUGGAGAAUCAUGAAUCAUGUUCAUCCAUCGUGGAGAAAGUUCGUACUGUAGAAGAAAAAGGAAUACCUCCUGCUGAUGAUGAAUCUUGGAUGUACGUCACAGCAGGGGAAUUAGAUAGAAUGUUGUCAGAGCGUGACGAAAUGAUUGAACCCGAUUUACCUUGUAAUUCAAUUUCAUCUCUUCUGAAAGACUUUAUGAAUUCUUCGUCUUCCUUCAAGGGCAUUGAACCAAGCAAAUAUUGUGCUGGAACCAAGCGAAACCUGAUUCAAAGCAGUGAAGAUAUUUCUGACGUAGAUGUUACUGGAGAUGAUAUUGAAGCUGGUUAUUCUGAAAAUUUUCAAUCUACUGUUGGUGAUGAAACUUAUGGGUCAAUGAAUAUGGGAGACAUCAUGAAGUCACUGCUUGAAGCUAAUGAUAAAAUCCUACCAAAGGAUUCCAAACUGAAAGGAUUGAUAAAAACGCCGAAGAUACUGAAUGAAAAGCAAAAUAAUGGUCGUGAAUUGUCCUUAUUCGAUGCAUCAAAGCAAAACGUGUGUGAUAUUCUUACAAGCGAUGACGAUGAGUUGAUUGACCUAUACGAUUAUGUAUCUUCUAGUUCUUUCGAUAGCAAUAGGAUUCCAAAGAGUUCAAAGAAGCAUCAAUGGAAUGAAACUAAAAAUAAGUCAUCAUUUCCCCCUCAAAAAAUAAUCCCUGCAACAAAGGAACAAGUCUGCACAUCUAGUUCAUCAGAUAAUGAGGAUUUCGAUGCCAGGAAAAUUUCAUCCAAAGGGAAGACAUCAUUUUCCAUGAAAAAGUAUUUAUCACAGUUAGAAAAUGAAUUGGAAGGUGAACCAGCAAAUAUUGGACGUUAUAUCCCAGGUACACAUAAAUCAUCAAUUCGUACUAAGUUAUCUGCCUACAAGCGGGGACUAUGCAGUGCUAAGAAGCCACGUGGAAAUAUACAACUUGCUCAACCAGAGGAUACAAGUUUUACUUUUGAUAUGACUAGCUGUGAUUCCGAUGACUUUUCUGAAGAAAUUGGUUCAUCAACAGAAAGCUGUGUAGAAACUUCUGAUUCGGAAUUGGAUGAAUAUGUUGCUCGUAACUUAUGUGCCUCUAUUAGAAACCAAUCGAAUCAGGCCCAUAGCCAGCCUGGUGGUCCUGCAGCUAAUCUGUUGUCGGCGAUCGGGUUACCUGUGCAUGAACUUUUCAGUAGAGAAAACAGUAACAGAAACUCAUCCAACACAAAAUAG
Messenger RNA from Heterobilharzia americana, 2541 nucleotides. The record is from the annotation of a GenBank genome assembly. Lineage: Eukaryota; Metazoa; Platyhelminthes; Trematoda; Strigeidida; Schistosomatidae.